AAAUAAAAAAAAAUAUAUCUAAUGAAAAAAUAUACAAAUUUAUCGAUGAAUGUGUUGAAGAAUACACCGAAAAUUUUACACAAUUUCAUAAACUCAACAAGCUUCCAUUUGUAAAAACAAGCAUUUUUAAUUUUAUUAAAGAGGAUAUGAAUGAUGUAGCAUUAGAUGGUUCUCAUCGUUUUUAUAAAUUUAAACACAAAAAACUUUAUGAUUUUUUUUACGAUCAUUACAAAUCAAGUUAUAAAAAUGAAUUCUAUGAGCUUUAUAAUUUUGGUGCAAUGUGGAAAGGUGAAGAACUUUUUCGUUGGAUUA
Molecule: messenger RNA, 312 nt
Organism: Dentiscutata erythropus
Lineage: Eukaryota; Fungi; Glomeromycota; Glomeromycetes; Diversisporales; Gigasporaceae
Source: the annotation of a GenBank genome assembly